CUCCGGCUCCUCCAUCUUGGCCUCGGCAGUGGCGGCUGCCGGGAGGAUGUGCCGCCUUCUGGCAGGGGGAAGAAGGAGGAAAAGAUGAAGAAGUACCGGCGGGCCUUGGCCCUGCUCUCCUGCCUCUCUCUGUGCUCCCUGGUCUGGCUUCCCAGUUGGCGUGUAUGUUGUAAAGAGAGUUCUUCAGCUUCAGUGUCGUCAUAUUACUCUCAAGAUGACAAUUGUGCACUAGAAAAUGAAGAUGUACAAUUCCAGAAAAAGGAUGAAAGAGAGGGACCUAUCAAUGCUGAAUUAUCGGGCAAAUUGGGUUCAAAUUUACCUAUUCCUUCAGAAGAAAAUAAAUUAAAAGAUGACUACAUUGUGGAUGUACAAAAUACAGAAUCAAAAAAGUUAGGUUCACCUGUGGUUGAGACACUCCAUGCAGUUGAUUUACAUGAAGAUUCUUCCAAUGUAGGUGUAGGCAGUGAAAACGGAGAAAAUAUUUCCAGCUCAACUACCUCAGAAAUCACUCCAGUCUCAAAGCUUGACAACAUAGACAAGUCUGGUACUAUUCCUAUAGCCAAGUCAAGUGAAACUGAGCAAUCUGAAACUGACUGUGAUGUUGGUGAGACCCUUGAUGCAAAUGCUCCAAUUGAACAACCUUCCUUUGUCAGUCCACCUGAAAGCCUUGUUGGCCAGCAUAUAGAAAAUGUGUCAACUUCACAUGGCAAAGGAAAGAUAACAAACUCAGAAUUUGAGUCAAAUGUUUCAGCAAGUGAACAGGGUGGUGGUGAUCCACAGUCUGCAUUGAAUGCUUCAGAUAAUUUAAAAAAUGAGAGUUCUGAUUAUACAAAACCAGGAGAAAUUGACCCUACUUCUGUAGCAAGUCCCAAAGAUCCAGAAGAUAUACCAACAUUUGAUGAAUGGAAGAAGAAAGUUAUGGAAGUAGAAAAAGAAAAAAGUCAGUCAAUGCAUCCAUCUUCUAAUGGAGGUCCACAUGCCACCAAAAAGGUCCAGAAAAAUCGAAAUAAUUAUGCCUCAGUAGAAUGUGGUGCCAAAAUUUUGGCUGCUAAUCCAGAAGCCAAGAGCACAUCUGCCAUUCUUAUAGAAAACAUGGAUCUUUAUAUGUUGAAUCCUUGCAGCACUAAAAUUUGGUUUGUUAUUGAACUUUGUGAACCAAUUCAAGUAAAACAGUUUGAUAUUGCAAAUUAUGAAUUAUUUUCUUCUACUCCGAAAGACUUUCUGGUUUCUAUCAGUGACAGAUACCCCACAAAUAAAUGGAUUAAGCUGGGUACUUUCCAUGGUAGAGAUGAGCGGAAUGUCCAGAGUUUCCCUUUAGAUGAACAGAUGUAUGCAAAAUAUGUAAAGAUGUUCAUCAAGUACAUAAAGGUGGAGUUGGUGUCACAUUUUGGAUCAGAGCACUUUUGUCCAUUGAGCCUUAUAAGGGUAUUUGGCACUAGCAUGGUGGAAGAAUAUGAAGAAAUUGCUGAUUCCCAGUAUCAGUUAGAACGUCAAGAACUAUUUGAUGAGGACUAUGAUUAUCCACUGGAUUAUAAUACUGGGGAGGAUAAAUCCUCAAAAAAUCUUCUUGGUUCUGCAACAAAUGCCAUUCUAAAUAUGGUGAAUAUUGCUGCUAAUAUUCUGGGAGCAAAAACUGAAGACCUGACAGAAGGAAAUAAAAGUAUAUCUGAGAAUGCCACUGCCACAACUGCACCUAAAAUGCCUGAAUCAACUCCUGUUUCAACUCCUGUUCCAUCACCUGAGUAUGUAACCACUGAAGUACAUGUACAUGAUACAGAACCAUCAAUACAAGACACUUCAAAAGAAAGCCCCAUUGUGCAACUAGUUCAAGAGGAAGAAGAGGAGGCGAGUCCAUCUACAGUGACCCUUCUGGGAAGUGGUGAACAGGAGGAUGAAUCAUCACCCUGGUUUGAAUCAGAGACACAAAUAUUUUGCAGUGGACUGACCACAAUUUGUUGUAUUUCUAGUUUUUCGGAAUACAUAUAUAAAUGGUGUUCAGUUAGAGUUGCUCUUUAUUGGCAGCACAGCAGAACUGCUGUGAGUAAAGGAAAAGAUCAUCUUGUAUUGGCUCAACCACCAUUACUAAUUCCUGCAAAAUCAGUAGGUGUUUCAGUAUUGCAACCUCUGAGUGGAGAAUUGGACAGUAAGAAUAUGGAAAGGGAAGCUGAAACUGUUGUUCUUGGUGACUUAAGUAGUAUGCACCAAGGUGAUUUGAUGAAUGACACUGUAGAUGCAAUUGAACUCGAACCAAGCCAUUCUCAAACUUUUUCUCAGUCUUUUCUCUUAGAUAGUACUCCAGAAAUUAAUUCAUUGUCUAAAAUAGAAGUAUCUGAGUCUAUUAAACAAGAGGCAGGACAUACCCCAUCACAAGUGAUUCCCCAAGAGAGUUCUGUUGAGGUUGAUAAUGAAACAGAAAAGAAGUCUGAAAGCUUUAGUUCUAUAGAGAAGCCGUCUAUUAUCUAUGAAACAAAUAAAGUUAAUGAGGUAAUGGAUAAUAUUGUAAAAGAAGACAUGAACUCUAUGCAAAUUAUCACAAAGCUGUCUGAAACAAUAGUGCCACCUAUAAUCACGGCCACUGUACAAGACAAUGAAGAUGGGGAAGCCAAAAUGAACAUAGCUGACACACCAAAGCAAAUUUUGACUCCUGUUUUGGAUUCUUCUUUAUUACCUGAAGUAAAAGAGGAAGAACAAACUCCAGAAGAUGCCCUUUUGAAAGGGUUACAAAGGACAGCUACAGAUUUUUAUGCUGAAUUACAAAAUUCUACAGAUCUAGGAUAUGCUAAUGGAAAUCUUGUACAUGGAUCAAACCAAAAGGAGUCAGUAUUUAUGAGACUUAAUAAUCGUAUUAAAGCCUUAGAAGUUAACAUGUCUCUCAGUGGUCGCUAUCUGGAGGAGCUUAGCCAAAGGUACCGAAAACAAAUGGAAGAAAUGCAAAAGGCUUUCAAUAAAACGAUAGUAAAACUUCAGAAUACUUCAAGAAUAGCAGAGGAGCAGGUUUCAGAUCGACAAAGCUAUCUUGUCAUAUCUUUGGUUCUCUGUGUUGUCUUGGGACUGAUGCUUUGUAUGCAGCGUUGUCGAAACACUUCUCAAUUUGAUGGAGAUUAUAUUUCAAAACUUCCUAAAAGUAAUCAAUAUCUAAGCCCUAAAAGGUGUUUCUCUUCCUAUGAUGAUAUGAAUUUGAAAAGAAGAACUUCAUUCCCACUCAUCAGAUCCAAGUCUCUACAAUUAACUGGCAAAGAAGUAGACCCAAAUGAUUUGUACAUUGUAGAGCCCCUCAAGUUCUCUCCAGAAAAAAAGAAGAAACGCUGCAAGUACAAAACUGAAAAAAUUGAGACCAUAAAGCCUGCAGAUCCAUUGCACCCUGUAGCCAAUGGAGACAUAAAAGGAAGGAAGCCCUUUACGAACCAGAGAGAUUUUUCUAAUAUGGGAGAAGUUUAUCACUCUUCUUAUAAAGGUCCUCCAUCUGAAGGAAGUUCAGAAACUUCAUCACAGUCAGAAGAGUCCUAUUUUUGUGGCAUUUCAGCUUGCACAAGUCUGUGCAAUGGACAGUCCCAAAAGACAAAAACUGAGAAGAGGGCUUUAAAACGGAGGCGAUCUAAAGUCCAAGACCAAGGAAAAUUGAUAAAAACUCUAAUACAGACUAAGUCAGGAUCAUUGCCGAGCCUGCAUGACAUAAUCAAAGGAAACAAAGAGAUCACCGUGGGAACAUUUGGUGUUACAGCAGUGUCGGGACACAUCUAAAACUAGUUGAACUUUUCAUUCUGGAGACUUUUUUGUUGUUUUUUGAAGACCAGUCUGUAUUUGAAGGGUUUGGGGGAGGGAGAAAAUAUUAGUGGGAAAACUAUUCAGAAAUUAUGGUUUCUGCCUUUUUAAAAAGUAGAUGGGAUUAUGUCAAUCAUGGUUAAUGAGCUGCAGUUUUACAAGGCUGAUCAUUUCCUACAAGGACAAUGGUAAACAUUUUAUAAAGAUGUUUUUUCAUAGAUUAAUUACUGGGACAAAAGUAAUUUGGAAGCCCAGUCCCUUGGGUGGGAUAGGAAUGAAAGCAUAAACCUCUUCCUUUAGCUUUGUUCCUAUUUUUUGCACCUUCCCAUAUUUAUGUGCCUUUUGUCUAUUUAUAAUGCCACUGGAAGAGGAGGGAAAACUUUUUCUGUCAUUUGAUUUCUUUUAUAACUUUGUUAGUUUUUUUGAAGCUGCAAACACUACAAGGUUUUAGGGUGGUCUUUGCCUGAAGCUCAGCAGUGUGGGUAAGACAGUGUAAAGAUCCUAAAGACUUGCCAAAUAGAUCUCUGUUUAACAUACUCACUGGAAAUAAACACUUGCUGGAAUUUUUAAGUCUAUUCUUUUAGGUAAAUGGUGAUGUUAUUAAUGUUUUCAUUAAACUUGUUUGGACUGGAUUACUAUAAUUACUAAUUCAGUGAGAGAAAAACUACAAGAUCUUUUCUUGCAAAUGACUGGUAUUUGCAAACAAAUUUUUGAUAAAUUCACCUUUUAAACACAUUUAACCAUUUGUGAAGGUUUUCUUUAGCUAUAUUACGUUUUAAACAUUCACACUAAACACUAGUCCUCCAAACUUUCCACAUCACUGUUUUCUAUUACUACAAAUAUAAAAUUUGAAGGUUUGGCAAGGGAGUCCAGGUCUUAUAUGAUAUAAUCACUGCCUGUGUACAUAUGAACAGAACCAGCUAGUGAGUUUGUCAAGCCUUGUCUAAUUGGUCAAGUCUAAAGGGAUUAUUAUUCCUUGAGGUUUGCUUUGUAUUGGCUACAGAUGUGCAGAGAUAUAUACAUAUGUGAUGGCAAUAUGUCUGUCUUCAUUUGUCUUUUUUCCUUUAAAAAAUAAUUGGCAGCGACUGUAUUUGAAUAAAUGAUUUCUUAGUGUGUGAUUGUACAGUAAUGAGUGAAAGUGAAACAUGUUUCUUUUUGAGAGAAUUGACCAUUUUGUGUUGUGAGAUUUAUGUUAUAACUUAUUGAGCACUUUUAUUAAUAACUGUAAACCUGUCUAAUACCUUUUUUAGGGUAUUGUUUGUAAUGUGACUAAAGCCUUUUUUAUUUGAGUUGCUGCUUUAGGUUAACAGUAUGUUUUAGAAGAUUUCAAUUUUUUUUCCAGUCUGCACAAUUAGCCAUUCAGAGCAAGAGGGGCUGAUUGUAUAGAAGCCCCUUGGAAAGAGGUCCAGCUGAGAGCAGAGGUACAGCAGGAAGUUACACCAUCUGUGUGUUGUGGGAAGAGGACUUUCAAUAUGUAACUACAGAGCUGUAGUGCCAUUAGAAACUGUGAAUUUCCAAAUAAAUCUGAAUACUUGUCUUUAUUAA
Molecule: messenger RNA, 5307 nt
Organism: Cynocephalus volans (Philippine flying lemur)
Lineage: Eukaryota; Metazoa; Chordata; Mammalia; Dermoptera; Cynocephalidae
Gene: SUCO
Product: SUN domain containing ossification factor
Exons: 23
Coding region: 85-3741 (1218 amino acids)
Biological process (GO): regulation of bone remodeling; protein folding in endoplasmic reticulum
Cellular component (GO): cytoplasm; membrane
Source: RefSeq, a predicted model, not a curated record